Molecule: messenger RNA, 7325 nt
Organism: Engraulis encrasicolus (European anchovy)
Lineage: Eukaryota; Metazoa; Chordata; Actinopteri; Clupeiformes; Engraulidae
Product: centrosomal protein of 95 kDa-like
Exons: 21
Coding region: 378-3404 (1008 amino acids)
Cellular component (GO): centrosome; spindle pole
Source: RefSeq, a predicted model, not a curated record
CAUUUAUCACAUGUCAACUCUGACCGAAAGUGUGUGACUUCUGCUUAUAAUAAAACAAACAGGCCACAACUCAGAAGAUGUCUUUCACACGAAGAACUUCGUUACAGUAUUUCCGGAAGUAGCGUAUCGCUUUGUUGACCAAUCAGCACUGUAUCUUGUUUUAAACGUCUCAGCAGUAUCGCGCAGUACAAACGAUGUGAGGGAAAGACAGGAGAGGCAGCCACCCUCUGGUGAAUUUUUUAAUCAUUUUUUUGUGGAUCCCAGAUGUCGAAGACCUGGUCAAUUUAAUUGUGAAGCUGGUACUGAAGGAUUAUAAGACAUCUUGCCGUCUUGUUUACGAAUUAGCCAGGCGUGUGGCUAACUGGCGUAACACAUUCAUGGGAACCGUGGAGCGAGAUUGGGUCCAAGUAGCCAAUGACCUCCUCUUUAAGUGCCACACUAACUUACGCCUGAGAAGACUGACAGACUGCGACGCCAAUGUCUUCAUCACACUCUAUGAAGGCAUCUUGAGCGACAAAGUUCCAGACUUCAUAGCGCUUCCCAGCAGCCAAGAGGAUGACAUCCACAAUGUGCAGUCUGUCAUCGACUCUCUGGCCCUGGAUUACCUCCACAUUAGCCUGUCCCACAUCACCGGUGAGAACAUCGUUCGAGGAGACCACGAGUCCGUCAGGAACCUGCUGGAGAUCUUCGACGGCCUUCUGGAGUACCUCACGGAGCAACUGAGCGAGGAUGAGGAACAACUGCAGAACGGAGGCGUGCAGUCCAGCGGGGAGGGAGAGGGAGAGGAGGUCCAGGGGAAAGCAGCCAAGGCGGCGCGGCCGCGGCCCGGACCAGGAGAGGGGGAGCGCGAGGACGUGACCUCCCAGGCCUCCAGUCUGCACUCGGCGGUCCCGUCCAGUCGGCACUCGGUCCACUCCUGGAACGGCGAGGAGUCGGAGUCCACGGCAGAGCUCAUUCGCCUCGGAGACUCGGCACGGACGUUCUCCAAGAAGGAAGAUCCGCUGCCUGCCCCUGCCAGUGGCCCGUCUGGACCUCCAGAUGGCACCUCAGGAGACCACGGCGCUGCCACCCCCUCUGCCACCGCCACCAACGCCACUGUCCGGCCCGCAGCCACCACGGUCACCGUCACCGCCAGCGACAGUGCCACGGCCACUGUGUUGCCUGACAGCAGUGGCUCGACGGCCACCUUGCUCCGGGAGCCCGCUGCGUGCUCCGCCAUCCCCCUGCAGCCGCCCUACCAGACCACGCCGCAGAGGCAGCAGAGGCCCACGGGGCACACGGGAGCAGCAGCCCAGGCCCCCAUCCUCCCCCACUCCCACUCGCCGGCCUCCUCCAGCCUCACGUCUCCAGACAGCCUCCAGGAGCAGCAGCCUCCCGACUGGCAAGAGCUGCCGCUCAGCAGCCUACAGAAUGGUCAUUCCUCGAGGUCUCUUGGUGAUGUUCUGCGUCCUAACCAUCUCCUCUCCCCAUCCUCACCCAUCUCUCCAGUGACGAAUGAGAGGUCUGUCUCCAGUCAGAGGAGAGUGAACGGAGAGGGCAAGCACGAAGCAGAGCUGUCGCCCAGUAUGGCGGAAGCAGCGGCAGCAGUGGCGGCGGCAGCAGCGAGGUCCCGGAGAGUGCUGUUCCGCACCCAGCCCGACGUCCUCCUCCUCUCCCUUCGAGAGGAGCUGGAGGGAGGAGGAGGAGCGCUCCCAAACGGCCAUGCUGACCAUCAGGAGGAGGGGGUGGGGGUGCGUGUGAACGGGGAGAGGAGCAGGGCUGAGGAGGAGGAGCUGGAGCUGGAGGCGGAGCUGGAGGCGGAGCUGGAGUUGGAGGAGAGCCUACUACUGCAGCAGCAGCCCAGCUCUAGCUCCGCCCCCAGGAGGAGGAGGGAGCACGGCAGGGGGAGCCGACACCACCGAGGCCCAGCCAGGAGGGAGCGUGAGGGGGCUCCUGAGGGUUUGUCGCGGCGCAGCCAGAGGAAUAAGGAGGCGGAGGAGGAGCUCCAUCACAUGUCUGAGAAGCUGGCACGGCGCCUGGAGGAGCUGGAUGAUAUGCUGAAGCGAGCCCUGGGGGAAAGCUGUGAGGGAGGCGAGGCGCAGGAGGAGGCGCAGGAGGAGGAGCAGCAGGAGCAGCAGUCUCACCACAGCGACAGCAUCAUGGAGUGCAGGAGACCCGGCAAGUCCACAGAUUUGCCUCUGACCAACGGCGUGAUGCGUACGCGCUCCCUCUCCCCCUCCCCUCCCCCGCCCUCGCGGCGGGCACCACUGGAGGGCUCUGGCGCCCGGGACGGCCGGAGACACCGCGUGACCCGCGCAUGCCACAGGGACCGACGAGAUCUGGAGGGCCAGAGACGGCCAGGAGAGACGGUGGUUAAAAACUACGAGGAGGAACUCAAGAGGUACGAAGACGAGGAGCGGGCCAAGAUGGCGAAGGAGAGGUUACUGGUUCAGGAAACGGAGCGUGAGUACAGGGAGGUGUUGAGGAGGGAGGGUCUUCGCAGCCCCCGGUCCCCAGAGGCGGUAGCAGCAGCCGGCAGCCCCAGGACACCAACCUCACACGGCCCCAGGACACCCGCCUCACGCAGCACGUCUCACACCCGACACAGGCACACGCUGCCCCGCAGACCCCCAUCCAUGAGGGUGAAGGAUAACGACCUGCUCCCCACGCUCCUGGAGGACUUCCCGGGCCUGUCGCUAUCCCCUCACGCCUUCAGCAGCAUGUGGAAGCAGCAGCUGCGGCAGGUGGACCACCUCAACGCCCCCCACAACCAACGCAGCCGACACAAACUCACACACGAGGUGGAUGAGGCCCAGAAGAGACACGACCUGCUGGUGGAGAUCAUCCGCAAAGACCAGGAGCACAACCGCCGGCUGAAGGAUCAUCGUGAGCGCGUGCAGCAGCAGAAGUCGACGCAGAACCGGCUCCGUGAGCAGCGGCAGCAGGUGGCGCGCGCCAAGAAAUACUACAGCGACUACCACCUGCAGCUGCGAUCACGCCUGGCACGCGCACGCACGCGCGAGGAGAGGAUGUUUAAGCAGAUCUUCGAGGAGGGCGUGGAGCUGCAGAAGGCUCGUCUGAGGGAGGAGCGCGCCUACGCCAAGGAGCAGCGGCAGGAGCAGCAGAGACGCCAACGCGCCGAACUGGAGGCCAUGGAGAAUUACUACAGGGAUCAGUUGUCGCUGUUGGCUGAGACCCUCGCGCAGGAGCGGCAGGACAUCCAGGUGCGGAAGAAGGCCCAAGAGAAGGCCCUGGUGAAGGUGAAGCGGGAGCUGCGCAGCAAGAUGGAGCGCGAGAUCGGCGAGCUGCAGCGCAUGAUCAUCCAGAACGACGAGGACGACUACUUUAGAGACAUGGAGGCGGAGCGGCUGCGGAGGCGCCUGCACAUGGCCUCCUUCCAGUACAACACCAGCUGCCUGCACUGACACCAGCCCACCACCAGGGGGGGGAGUAGUCCAAUACACUGGCUCAGUAGUGAACCAGGUCAAGUUAACCUUCAGCUAGUGGUAAAUCAUCUAAUAGAAGAACAUCCAGGAGCCUAAUACUACAAAGCUGGUUCAGGUGUAAACCAGGUGAAGUUAAAAGGUAAAUCACCUAAUAGAAGAGCCUGGAGUGCCAUUUUCUGAAGAACACCAGGACUCCAGGCUCUUCUAUUAGAUGAUUUACCUCUUAACUUCAACUGGUUUCCACCUGAACCAGCUUUGUAGUCCACGCCCCUGAAGGAGUCUUCAUGUUCUUGCCUAAACGAAACUCUGUGGCCGAUCUAUUAGCAGGUUUACCACUUCCUGUAGGUUACCGUCGCCAGGUUUACCACUUAACCGUGUUGUUGGAAUUACACCCCUGUGCUCAGGCAGACUGACUGACCGACCGACACGGUCGCCACCGCUGCUGCUGCUGCUCCAACUCCAACCAGACAGAUUUUUGCCUUUUGCUUUCACCUCCUCAGAUCAGACAUAAAAAACAAAACUCAAGAGCAUGAACUGGUCACGGUUGAUUGUGAAUGCAUUGAUUUCCGGUACAACAAGAGGCUGGUGUGCACUGGCCUGAGAUCAGGCAGACAGGGCUGCAGCCGGGGCAAGAGGCCCUGGGCUGACUUGGGUGGGUAUUCCAGUAGGCAGGCAGGCAGGGGGGUUACUAGGCUCUUCUCCUUCUCCUUGGCAUCGCAGCUCCAAGCAAGUAGCUAACUCUUGUAGCAGAAGAGGCCUGUGUGCCUUUUUGCUUUUGAUUUGAUAAACCGGCACGCAGAGUCGUAUGAAGCAGAAGUACUCUUACAGAUGGAAUUACAAAACGGUGAGGAUGGUAAUGAUGUUAUGAUUAUAUGACAUGGUUUCAACUUUGUAAUAUCAAACUACUGGUGUUGUUACUACAUCUGUAAGAGCACUUCUGUUUAAUACAACUCUACCGGCAAGUCACUUCUAUUUGGAGGUUCACAACUUACUCUGGGUCAGCUUAUUUGGGUUCGUAGCUAAACCGCCGCCUUCUUUUUCUCUAAGGAGUACUGACCUGGGAUCAGACAGAAUACUGACCUGGAAUCAGAAUACUGACCUGGGAUCGGAAUACUGACCUGGGAUCGGAAUACUGACCUGGGAUCGGAAUACUGACCUGGAAUCAGAACACUGACCUGGGAUCAGAACACUGACCUGGGAUCAGAACACUGACCUGGGAUCAGAACACUGACCUGGGAUCAGAACACUGACCUGGGAUCGGACAGAGAGAGCUGCUCUGCUCCAAACAGCACCAAUGUGGGGGCUGAUUUUGCCUUUUUGCUCUCCCCACCUCAGAUCAGACGUAUAACAAAACAAACUCCUAGCAUGAUGAACUGGUCACGGUUGAUCGUAAAAUGCAUUGGACCUUCCGGGGGUGUUUCGUGUGUGUCGUGUCGUGGAGUGGAGUGGAGCGGGUGUCGUUUGUUACUGGGUGGAAUCGGUACAGACUUUGUCUAUUAAGAAAUGGAAGCGGUUUUGAAACCUAUACUGUAUACCCUCUCCCCACACACACACACCACACACACACACACCUCACACACUCUUCUGCUGCUAACUCCGCUAUCGUCACCUUCCCCCCUCGUUUCCUCCUUGAUUCUCCCCCCAAAACGGUUUGUCCACCAUUGUCUAAAGAUGAGAGUUUUUAAUUUAUUUGUUUGUGUUUUUAAAGGAAAGAAAAUUUGUGACCAUUUUUUUAACGGAAGAAUGUAGUCUGCAUUUCUUUUGUAUACAGUGCUGUCUUGUGUGUGUGGGUGGGACCAGAGAUGGCCAUCCUGGAUUCAUCUAGUUUACAGUCCAGUGCCACAUAUUCCAAAUGAUCUGGUUUAUACCGGUCCAGGGGUCAGUUUCUCGAAAGCAUCUUUGCUAACGACGGUAGCAACGUCCUUCGUAAGAGCGACUCAACUCUCUCUUGACAGCGACGCUCAUCACUAAAUCCAAGGGAAUGGUGUUACGUCGUAAGACGGUCUUAAGACGGUUAGCAACGACAAGAAUCGAGAAAAGUUCAGCCAGGCACUCACCUGGUUGAAUUCAAGGGGAAAAAGGAGGUUAAAAGGAGGUUAAUUGGAAAAUGUGGCACUGGACUCUAAACUAAAUAAAUCCGGGUUGGCCGUCUCUGGGCGGGGACUGAAAGUUGCAUGUUGAACACAAUGUCUUCCUGAAAUGACCGGACGGACUGCUGAAAAAGAAACAAAAUGCUACACUAAUAAUGUGUCACUAAGAAGAUCCUUAUUUUAUUUAAUUUUAUUCAUGCCUAUAAAAAAACAAUAUGCUGGAUUGUUUUUUUUUUCUCCUUCGUGUCUUGAACACUGUUGUAUUCUGUAUUUGAAUGGGUGAAAAUGAAUGAAUGAAUUUUAUUUAUGAAGCCCAUGUGGUGUGUUCUUGAAAACAGCUGGUCGUUUGGACCACCAGGGGGCGCAACAGAGCAUCAUUAGCCCACAUAAGCAGAUGGACCUACUUCACACCAAGAUGAAUUUGGCUAUAAUGAGACAUAGAUGGCAGUCAGUACUGCCUCAUACAUGAAAUAUGUAGACAGGUGCUGACCCUGCCGUGGCCAAACGGUGGGGCACUCGUCUACCUGGCCCUGGGUUCGAUUCUCGGCCCGGGUCCUUUGCCGACCCUUCCUUGUCUCCCACUCUCCACUUGCUUCCUGUCACCACCUUCACUGUCCUAUCAUAAAGUCAAAGACCAAAACACAUGUAGACAGAUGUAAAGCAGUCAUAACCAUACAAAUGAUCUGCUUGCUUUGGCUUUGAAAAUAAUGACUUAAAGGGACACUGUGUGAGAUUUUUAGUUGUUUAUUUCCAGAAUUCAUGCUACCCAUUCACUAAUCUUACCUUUUUCAUGAAUACUUACCACCAGCGUCAAAUUUUGAGUGUGGCUAUCUGUGGCGUCAGUGUACUAGGAAAAAAAAUAUCGCGACCUGCCAUGAUGAUGGUCAAAAAUGUGAAAAGCUGUUCUGCACUUUUACUGAACCCAUUUUGUCCUAAACCCUUUUUGGAAAAGGGUGCCCUCUGCCUAUUAAAUCCUAAAUAUCUCAGCCUCCGAAGCACAUACAGACAUGAAAUGAGUUAAAUUUAAAAGCUAGGACCCUCGUUUUGCCUUAGAAUGUGUUCAUUCAGCUCUAACUUACCUACAUUUCUAAUAAAACCGCUCGUAUCACAAGAACCUAAAUGCAGCGUUUUAGGCAGUGAACACAGUGAUUUUUAAAAGACUGAAAAUGUCAAUAAUGCUUAAUUAUUGGGAUGUAAAAAAUAUUGAAAGUAUUAUAUCCUGAAAUGGUUAGGAAGUUAUAGGCAUGGUAUUCAAAAGAAAGUGAGCUGAGGAGACGGUAGUUAAUUAAAACUGAGUUGCUGCCAGUGGCGAGGCGAGCAGCAUCAUAGACUUUAUUGCUUUUUCUCUGCAGGGCUUCACAGGAGACCCUCAGUCUCUCCUGUUUUAAAUGUACAAGUGUGAGAGAAUGUGGAAGCAUACAAAAAGGAAAACAGCCACGUGAGAUUUAACACACAGCAGUAAUAAUAAAUACAAAAUAAAGAGUUCGAUGGAGACCAAAAUGAGUACAAUGACAGGAGAGACGAGACGAGACGAGACGAGGUGGCCUGAUAUGAGUUUUGUCUGUUUAAAAAAAAACCAACUCUAACAUAUUUUACGUAAGCGCAACCAAGGCCGACUCGGCACAGAGCCACCAAAGCAAUAAUAAUAAUAACCAUUAAAAAAUAUAUCAUAGUGUGUUGCAAUGGUGGCCAACUGUCAGUUAGCAAUUAACAGAUACUUCAGCCAUGCUACAACCGAGGCAUCUGCAUUAAAAAAACAAAAAAACAAAAAAAAAACAGAAACAAACAAAAAUAACCCGAUGUGCAAUGG